Sapajus apella (tufted capuchin) is the source of this 4394-nucleotide messenger RNA. RefSeq names its product proline rich 7, synaptic (gene PRR7). The transcript is spliced from 2 exons. The record is from RefSeq and is a predicted model, not a curated record. Lineage: Eukaryota; Metazoa; Chordata; Mammalia; Primates; Cebidae. Bases 2972 to 3796 code for a protein of 274 amino acids.
CAGCCUGGACAACAGGAGUAAAACUCGGCCAAAAAAAAAAGUAAGAAAAGAGAAAAGAAAACAAACAGAAUGUAAGUAACAAAAUAACAGGCUUCGGUCCAUCCAAAGGGCAUAGCUCCUGGCCCCUGAGCGCAUUGGGUAGGAGGAGGCAGGUAUUUGCUACUAGCAGUCUGGAGCAGUGUGGGCAGUGGAGGGAGUGGCUGGGAGCAACAGGCUGCAGACAGGCUCUGAGUCUGAAAGGCUCCCAGACAAGGGCAAGAACUCACAUAGUAAGGGAGCAGUAAGGGGGCACAGUUUUUUCCGGAGGCUUUGCAACGUCUGGCCUAGUCAGGUAGAGCAUUUUGAAAGGUCUGAAUGAACCUCUGAUGUUUAUGUAUUGAGGACCUAUGGUGGGUUAGAUAAGAGUCUGCUGAGCACCUGGGAGAGAGGCGUCAGACAGGAAUGCAGUCCUGUGGGCCUGGUGUGACACUGACGAGGGAUGGUGUUCAGCAUCAAACCCCCGUCGCGCCAGCUGGGCGCUGGAGCCAGGUUAGGGCCAGGGGGCUAACUGUGUGACCUUAAGCAAGAACCUUCCUCUCUUUGGCCCAAAGUUGCCUGGUCUAUAAAAUGCAGCUAUGAUGGCACCCAGCAGAUCCUGGGUGUGGCCUGCCCUGUCUGGCCUCAUGCCCAACCUGCUGACACUUUUUGUCUCUUGCUAACGUGGAGCUGCCCUUCCAUCUCCCCUUCAUCCUGUAGCCCUUUCUCACCCUGCUAUUCCACAGCAUCGUGGGGCUGGUGAUCAGGCAUGCCAGGGCCCUGGUGGAAAGGAACAAGAAUGUACAUUUUGUCUAUUAGCUGGCCAGUCUGCCCAGUGCCCCCAUGGCUGCCACUUCAUCUGGCUUAUCACAUAGGGAGUGUUUUGACACAGAAUUUGGAUUCAGGUUCAGGCUAAAUCCUAGCUCCUCCCCUUCUGAGCUGUGUGACCUGGGGCAAGUCAUUUCCCUCUCUGAUCCUAUCAACCUGUUUAUCAAAUGGGCACAACCACCACAUGGACAAGGUGGUGUUGAUGAAAGGAUUCUGCCUGGAAAGAGAAAUAUCCUUGACAGAUAUUUCUAAUUCAGCUAACCCCCAUCAUCUCCAGCCCUAGAAGUAACUUUUCUGACCCAGAGUUGUUCCUGCCUGGCAGGCCAGGGGGACUUCUGGUUAGUGCCAGUUUCCUCAGAGCAUUCCUGAUGGCUCAGGAAAAGAAUAACAGAUUUAAUUAACUCCCAGUGACUGGCAGCAUCGUGUUUUUAUCUGGGCUGCGUCACCAUGGCAGCUUCAUGGCAGGGUUGUCGAGGGGGCGGGCAGAGCUAUGGUUCCUGCCAUUGUCUGUUCUGGAACGCAGGCCCAGGAGAAGGGGACUGGCAUGGGCACCAAGUGGCACGUGGCUGAAGGCAGCCAUGGAGUCAGACGGGUGUCACCUGGGGAGGUGUGGGGUGGCCCAUGGCCUGGCUUCCCCUCAGCUUGGGGCUCAGGCUCCCGGUGGUUCUCAAAUUAGAGUGUGUACCUUGGGUGUGCUGAAGGUAGGAGGGUCCGUGGUGCUCCUGGAAGAGGCCCACAAAGUAGCCCAGGCCACAGCCUCCCACCCACCCCACCCAGGCUAGGGUUUUGUGGCCAGGCCUGGGUUCAAAUUAUGGCUCCACCACCUGCCAUCUACACAGCCAGUUGUUCCCCAUUCCUCAUCUAUAAAAUAGGAAUCAUUCUAGUUACCCCAAAGGCUUUCGUUCAAACCUGUGUGUAUAAGGCAUUCAGGAAAGGCUCAGUUCUGUUCUGUGGGGGCGGUGAGCAGUCACCUGCUACCCUUCACUCUCAGGGCUCCCCCCUACCUAUCUCUUAGGGUGCAAGGUUCCCCCUCUCACCGCCCACCCCCUCCCGGCUGUGGAGAGGAGGAAGCGGAACUAGAGAUGCCUAUCUGGAGUGCAGGACCAGGUGGAUAUAAAAGACUAGCUUCCAACAAUCAUCUAGUUUUCCUCCCCUCUGCUGAGAGGGAAAAGGAGACGGCAGCCUGGAGACAGAGGCAGAGCCAAGUGGGGUUGUGCACGGGUAGGAGGCGGGAAAACGGAGUUGUAGUAGGCAAGGGCGCCCUGGAGGAAAGGAGGAGAAAGACUGGCUCACGCCCGGCGCGCUAGGCGCAAAGGCAGGGCCGGUGGCACACAGUACGAGUCGGAGCCACCAGCUGCAGCUCUCCUGUGGGAGCGGUGCAGAUCCGGAGGACGCGGUGCCGGGCGUCCGGGCUUUGGGCAGCCCGGCUUCUGCAUAGGGCGCCGGGUGGCUGUAUGUAAGGCUCUAGGAGAUGUGCCACCCUUUCCCCGCAGCACAGCAACCGCACCGAGACGCCUCUUCAGCGACCUGGUGCGCACAGGCUCCUGAAACCCUUUCGCAGUUAGGGUACCUUCAGCGGGAGGCUGCGGAUGGCGAAUCUCUCGUGCGGGCUCAGAGUUGGAGUCUGGCCUUUGCGCGCCCCCUGCUGGCCCGCCUCGGCUCCCCUCAGCGCCCCGGCUCCGCCGCGGCGGCGGGGCUCAGAUCGGGGAAACCCUACCGAGGAAACCUCGAGCGUGACGUCACCCUCAUCGGUGACGUCACCUGGCCCCAGGGGAGCGCGGGGUUCCCACGGAGGAGGCUUUCCCCGGACUGCGAAGUACGCGGGCGGGGGCCGGGAAGUCAUCGGGGGCCGCGGCGCGCCUUCACUGCGCCCUAUGUCUGCCCUGCAGGUCCUGCGCGGCCCCGGGUGAGGCACGCCCGCGCGCCCGCCGGCGCCAUGGGAAGGAGCGGGCGCCGCUGUUGUCCCCCGCCGGCGCGCGCACGACUUGAGACCUGCCACGGGCAGCCCCCGGCCGCGGGUCCCCGAGUGACGCUGGCGGCACCUGAGAGUGUGGCGCGGGCCCGGGGCCACACAGAGGAGCCCAGUGUCCAGUGAAGCGGCUGAGGACCCGCCGCCCGUGCCGCCGCCAUGGUGAUGUCCCAGGGCACCUACACGUUCCUCACGUGCUUCGCCGGCUUCUGGCUCAUCUGGGGUCUCAUCGUCCUGCUCUGCUGCUUCUGCAGCUUCCUGCGCCGCCGCCUCAAACGGCGCCAGGAGGAGCGACUGCGCGAGCAGAACCUGCGUGCCCUAGAGCUGGAGCCCCUCGAGCUCGAGGGCAGUCUGGCCGGGAGUCCCCCGGGCCUGGUGCCGCCGCCACCACCACCGCACCGCAGCCGCCUGGAGGCCCCGGCGCACGCGCACUCGCAUUCGCACGUGCACGUGCACCCGCUGCUGCACCACGGGCCCGCGCAGCCGCACGCACACCCGCACCCGCACCCGCACCACCACGCGCUCCCGCAUCCGCCGCCUCCGCACCUGUCGGUGCCGCCGCGGCCCUGGAGCUACCCGCGCCAAGCGGACUCGGACAUGUCCAAACCACCGUGUUACGAAGAAGCGGUGCUGAUGGCCGAGCCGCCGCCGCCCUACAGCGAGGUGCUCACGGACACGCGCGGCCUCUACCGCAAGAUCGUCACGCCCUUCCUGAGCCGCCGCGACAGCGCGGAGAAACAGGAGCAGCCGCCUCCCAGCUACAAGCCGCUCUUCCUGGACCGGGGCUACAACUCGGCGCUGCACCUGCCCAGCGCCCCUCGGCCCGCUCCGCCCUGCCCAACCCUCUGCCUGCAGGCCGACCGCGGCCGCCGGGUCUUCCCCAGCUGGACCGACUCAGAGCUCAGCAGCCGCGAGCCCCUGGAGCACGGAGCUUGGCGCCUGCCGGUCUCCAUCCCCUUGUUCGGGAGGACUACAGCCGUAUAGAGGGGCGCCCGGCGCCCCGGGCCCCACCGGCGAACUCCUGGCCUGACUGCGGGGCUUUUUAAAUGCUUCCCUGGACUGCGGGGAGGGGCGGGGGGAGGGAGGGAUUUCUUAUCCCGUUUGUUACAUUUUGAGGAUAAUAAAGGUGUGUGAUCUGGUUUGGUACAAGCGGAGGGUGCACCCGCUGCUUUCGCCCAGGGUUUUGGCGACAAGCCGGGGCCUUGGCAGGAAGAACUCUGAACGUGCAUUUCCGCCACAAGACCGCCUAAGGAUGCAGAGCUAAGUCUGAGAUCAAUCUUCCUCGGGCGGUUCUAGGUUCCAGGCGGCUUCCCCUGGAAGCCUCAGCCCCCCACCCAGUGUCUGACGGGCCUUGUAAGUCGGGUGAGGGCGCCCCCUGGUAGCAGGGAGGUGCUGCGGCCUCGGAGGUGGGAGGAGUUGAGAACCUGGGUUAGGGCAGGCGGCAGCCCAAAGGGAUCUGGAUUUCUUUAUUAACAGACAUGAGCACGACCCGUUACAGAAGUUUGUGCUUUCCAAAAAAAAAGAAAAGAAAAAAAAAAAAAAAAAAAAAAAAAAAGUUACUGAACGUGAAAAAGGAACCCAA